Messenger RNA from Prorocentrum cordatum, 1273 nucleotides. Lineage: Eukaryota; Dinophyceae; Prorocentrales; Prorocentraceae. The record is from the annotation of a GenBank genome assembly.
GCGCCUGCAUCGCCACCGCCGACCUGGAGCGCGCGUUCUACCACAUGCGACUAUCGGCAGACACAUGGAGGACUGCUUCACGCUGCUCGCCAUCGAUGCGACAUUCUUGAUGGGGGCAGGCUUCGCGGAGUUCCCGUUCGCACCUGGCCAGCUGGUCACCGCCAAGGUGGCGGUGUUGCCGAUGGGCUUCUCGCGGGCCCUGCACCUGCGCCAGGAGGCGUCGGCCGCCUGCUUGUUGCGCAGCGGGGUGGACCCAUCCAACGUCAUCGUGGACGGCCUGGUCGGCAUCCAGCUGGAUCGUGACCGACCCGUAGCCGCUGGGGCCUACGUCGACAACGCGAUCACCGUCGGCGUCGCGCCCGAGGCGGCCAACCGCCUGCUCUACAAGCUGGUCGGUCAUCACAGGCUCGCGGGGCUGGUGGUUCACGAGAACUGCGAGGCGCCCGCCAACGUCGAGUUUCUCGGGCUACAGCUGCACGAGGGGGCCUCGCUGACCAUCAAGGCGCCCACUACCCUGCAUGCGUGCUACGCCUUCGUGGAGACCUUCGGCGGCCGCCCGGGGCGGCCCUGGACUUCGGCGACGCGCGAGCUCGAGCUGGUCCGCAACUUGCCGCCGGUGCCCCAGGCGGGCAUCGCCGCUGGAUGGCGCGGCGCUGCCGCAAUUCAGCGAUGCAGCGCCUUGCGGGCUCGGUGUCACGCGGCGGCGGCUGGCGCCAGGCGACGUGGCAGAGUGCGGCCGCUUCUCAGAGCGCUGGCGGUUCAGGGUGGCAGGUGCCGCCUCCGCUCGCGCGAGGUCCUUCAAGCUCCUGAGGUUCCCUCGGCCCCCGUUGGAGUUGUCUCGGACGGCAUCUUGGACGACUACGCGCUGCCGCGCGUGGACCCCUGCAAGGGCUUCGAGGUCUCAGCGUCGACGGGCAGCCCCGCGGAUGUCUUGGAGUCAGAGGGCGUCUUGGGCGACUUCAGGGCGAGGUUCGACGAGGUCCUAGCUACUAUCACUUGCAGCGACGGGUGGAGGCCCACAGCGGCCGUUAAGGUCUCGGGUCGCGCUGACAUCCUGUAUUUGGAGGGAGGCGCGCUGCUGGCCGUUUGCGUGGCAGGCAUGCUGGGCUGCCAGGACGCCGACGCAGCGCGCGGCUCGCCGGUGCCGAGCCCCUCAGCAGCCGCUGCCCAGCGGCAGAGGCUGGCGCGCCAGGCAGUGGCGGAGCGGCCGCUAAUGGGAGGCCUCACCCUGCUCGAGACGCUGGCCAUGCCUGGUGCGGCCUCCAUCGGCUGA